AUCGUGAGGGAGGCGAUGGCGGCGGCGGGCGGGGAGGAGCGGCAGCUGCUGACACAGAGGCUGAAGGCGGCGGUUCACUACACGGUCGGGUGCCUGUGCCAGGAGGUGGCGGAGGACAAGGACGUGGAGUUCAGCAAGCAGAGCAUCGCGGCCAUCUCGGAGAUCACCUUCCGGCAGUGCGAAAUCUUUGCAAAAGACCUCGAAAUGUUUGCAAGGCAUGCAAAACGAACCACAAUCAAUACAGAAGAUGUGAAGCUUUUGGCUAGAAGAAGCAAUUCUUUGCUAAAAUACAUCACACAGAAGAGUGARGAGCUCGCAUCAAGUAACAUGGAGCAGAAGGAGAAGAAGAGAAAGAAGUCCAGUGCAGCUAAGGGAGAGAGAACUCCUGGGGARCAAGAGGCAGCUGUGACUGAAAAUGAAGAUUCCAACAUGGCAUGAUCUAUCUUUUGACCAACGUUUCAGGUUAUUUUCCCUUAGUAUCUUAGAAAAAGYAGAAUUAACCUAUUCAUCUUGAAGUUUGGUACCAGUAAUGAAUCUUUAGAUUUUUAGGUGAAUGCAAUUGGAUUUUUGUUAUUCCAAAAGUCUUUCAGCAUUCAGUAAAGCUUACUGCCAAAAUGCCUUAAUGGUCACAAAGGGUAUGUUACUAAAUUAAAAUCCCUUAAAUAGUUUGAAACUAUUCUCACUGAAUCAUAACUCAGUAUAUGCAAUACCCUCCAGUAUGCUACUUUAUUUCUCUAGUAACUGUUGGCCUUUUUCCUUGCUUUCAGCUCUGAUAGUUUUGCUCAGACAUUUUGAAUAUUUUGUUAUUAAUAAGCCAUAUCUGUUGCUCAUUGUUUUGACAAUUAUAAACCAGUUUUGCAUGGUUUCUCAGCUGUGGCACUGCUGGGGUACAAUCGUCACUGUCUGUAUUCCCAUUUUAAGGGAGCACUGUGGCUUAGGAGCAGAGGCAGACAGGGAUCCUCACUGACCUCUCCUGGGCUAGCAGAGCCCUACCCAGUGGAAAGGGAUUGUACAAAGAAUGAAAAGAAUUACAUUCAAAGGAAACUGAUUUCUAGGGGUAGCACAGCCAUCCAUGUUACUGCAGAAAGGCUGGAACAURAAGAGUUUGAAAUAAGUAGCUAUUUAAAACACCAGAAAACCUUUUAACCUGCCAUGGCCUGUAAUGUUGCAAUCCACAAGUGUAUAUGGUAAGAAGCAAAACAGACUGACAAAAAGUUACCUGCAAGCAUCUUCCCUAAGUCCAGUCAAUUCUCACAUAGUUCAACAGUAGAUAAAAAGAUUUUAUUGAUAUUAGAAUAAAAGACUUUAACAAAUCUAAAAAUAAGCCCGUUAAUCCAAAAGCAUCGUGACACUACACUAAUGAGGAGGAGAAUAACACAGCAGGCCAAUUACAAUUUCUUCUAUCACACAGCCUUACAAAGCAAGUAUUUCAACCUUGGCUGUGUUUUACAUGAUAAGAGCUCUUACACAGCACCCAAGAGGCAGGAAUUCCUUACAGAAAAAGYACUGAAGUUAAAGAAUUUUGAACUUUACUUUGAUUAAAUCAGUGUGAGAAUUCAAGUUCCUAGAUCCCAGGCUGGAGCUUAAAGCCAGGCAGCAGCUGGCUAACCCCUCUGCUCUGAUCACUAAUUGUGCCUCAAUGUGYUUUCCAGAGAUCUUCCAUUUUUCUUAUACUGAAAACAGGGGGAGACCAAAAUAAGCAAACAGCCUGGGCCUUCAGGGGCUGUAUCCACCAUUAUCAGAUGGAAGUUUCUGCCUACCAACCAGGUAUUGAAAGCUGAACACUUGCAUGCUGUGCUUAGCAAUAGCAUUGUUCUAGUAUUCUGCAAAAAGUCAAAAUCCCUUUGGUUACACAAYUCAAAUCACCAGAGGAGUUUAAGCCUCAGAACAAUGUCCAGAUUUGAGUUGUUCUAUAGCCAGACCACAGGAUGACCAGCAAACCRUGGUUCCCAGGAUGUGUCUUUGYUUGUWUUGAUUCUAAUGCAA
Molecule: messenger RNA, 1986 nt
Organism: Malurus melanocephalus (red-backed fairy wren)
Lineage: Eukaryota; Metazoa; Chordata; Aves; Passeriformes; Maluridae
Gene: CENPS
Product: centromere protein S
Exons: 5
Coding region: 16-438 (140 amino acids)
Biological process (GO): replication fork processing; resolution of meiotic recombination intermediates
Cellular component (GO): Fanconi anaemia nuclear complex; FANCM-MHF complex
Molecular function (GO): protein heterodimerization activity; chromatin binding
Source: RefSeq, a predicted model, not a curated record